ACAUCUGGAGCAGAGACCUGAACCAGGAAGUUGGUCACCAGAUAACACGGUAACCAGUUUAAUCGUAACACCGAUUUUAUGCUAAGGCACUGCACUAGUAAAUAUCACACAUUUCACAGCCCGGAGCAAUUUGUCGACUAUAUGCUUUAAACGACAGCGUGGUUCAAUGGACUAUAUCUACGCCAUACGCUGCAACCUGCGGAAAGAUAUCUUUGUUCUGUUUCCUGUUUGCAUACCCAGUCUUCUUAGUGUAAACAACGGGAGCUGAUGUCUAUGCUUUCAGCUGCUGAGCAGCAGCUGAGCGCUUCAGUAAUGGGGAGUAUAGAAGAACCGGCGGUUGUCACAGCGCAGCGUUCACCGGUUCCACCGCGGAGCGACCACAUCUCCUUCCUGGAGGGACACAACCUGUAUGUCUGGGGGGGCUGCCAGUGUGUGGAUGGACAAGAAACAUUUUUGCCCAGUGAUGAGAUCUGGCUUUAUGACAUGGAGAGUGGAGUUUGGUCUCUGAGACAUAUGGGCGGAGAGGUUCCUCCUGUUCUUUCACAGGCUUGUGGUGCAUAUCUUCAGGGCAUGCUUUACAUUUUUGGGGGAUGUGACAUCAAUGGCCACACCAACACGAUGUAUUGUGUUGACCUGUCGGGUGUGGAAUAUAGCUGGAGAAAAGUGACAGACACAGUGGGAGGGACACCCUCUCCUAGGGUCAGACAUUCCUGCUGGGUCUACAAAAACAGGCUCAUCUACUUUGGUGGAUACGGCUGCAAAACAGUCAGAGAGGUCAACAACUCCAAGAGCUUUAUGGUUGACGAGACUAGCUGGACAACAAUUGGGUCAGAUUUUUUCCAGUUUUGGGGUUGGAAUAAUGAGGUGCAUAUGUUUGAACCUGUGUCAGCCACAUGGACUGAACCACAAACCCAGGGCCAGCCUCCAGAGCCCCGGUCCUCACAUGCCAGUACUACUUUAGGUCAUAAGGGCUAUAUCUGUGGAGGCCUGGAAAUGCAGAUGAUAGACAUUCAUUGUUUAGAUCUGGUAACAUGGACGUGGACACAAAUGUAAGUAAUGUUUUU
This is a messenger RNA of Cyprinus carpio (common carp), 1064 nucleotides long. RefSeq names its product kelch domain-containing protein 1-like. The coding region runs from base 268 to 1053 and encodes 261 amino acids. Gene Ontology annotation, molecular function: protein binding. The transcript has 9 exons. The record is from RefSeq and is a predicted model, not a curated record. Lineage: Eukaryota; Metazoa; Chordata; Actinopteri; Cypriniformes; Cyprinidae.